Molecule: messenger RNA, 2774 nt
Organism: Varroa destructor (honeybee mite)
Lineage: Eukaryota; Metazoa; Arthropoda; Arachnida; Mesostigmata; Varroidae
Product: DNA repair nuclease APEX1-like
Biological process (GO): base-excision repair
Cellular component (GO): nucleus
Molecular function (GO): DNA-(apurinic or apyrimidinic site) endonuclease activity; phosphoric diester hydrolase activity; double-stranded DNA 3'-5' DNA exonuclease activity
Source: RefSeq, a predicted model, not a curated record
UGUAAAACAGGUACGUAAAAAACAAGUGAACUUAAGUUAAUGGAAAAUCGUGUGGGUGCAAGUUGUGCAAGUAAUUGAAACUGAAUUUAUAGAUUCAUGAAACCUUUCAUAUAAUCGAAAAGAGUGAAGAUGUGCGUCAAGAAAAUAUCCUGUAUUGACAAACGGAAACAUCCCAUUUGUUCUUUGUCAGCAUUAAAAGCCCGCGAGAACGAUUACUUCGUAAGCUGUGUUCGCGCCAUUUCUCUGCGAGACACUUGCAUGGCCUUGUCCUAGAGCAAGUGCGCCGUGUUGUGCUUCUGCAGCAAAGAACAAUUCCUGUCGAAGCCAUGUUUUGAUGAAACCGUCUGUUGGCUAUGCUUUGUCGCGCAUUGAUCGCUAGCGUUCGCUUGGCUUCGUCUGUUCUUCAGCCGAAAGCCCCAUUACACAUUGUCAGUUUGUCAGGUUUCCUCGUUCAGGCUUCCUAUAAAAUAAGUAUGCCUCCCAAAAAGGUCAAGGCUAGCUCGGCUGUCGGAUCCUCAACAGCAGAUCAGGUUGACAAAGUAGGAGUUGAUCAAAGAACCAGAGGCAAAAGAGUAGCGCAGAAACAAAGCUACAAAGAAAGUGACAAUAAAAACGAGUCGAACUCCAACGAGAAACCAGCUCCAAAAACUUCCAAACGAAAGAAGAAAUCUGACAGCUCAUCUGAAGACGUGGAACAGCCGAAACCUAAACGAAGCUUUAAAAAAAGCUCUCCUUCUACCGAUGGAUCGAAGCAAAAGUUGACUACAAACAAGCAGGUCGUAAAAACUAAGGAUUUAAAUAAUGCAGGAGAUGACGAAAGCAAUGCUGCUGUUAACUACGAUAAAAAAGGCUCGCUCAAAAUCGUCUCGUGGAAUAUCAAUGGAGUUCGCGCGUGGCUACCAAAAGGAGGGCUUGAGUAUCUUAAUCGAGAAGCUCCCGACGUAUUCUGCAUUCAGGAGACAAAGUGUUCAGACAAUAAGCUUCCCAAGGAACUAGAAUCGAUACGAGGAUAUAAAAGCUAUUUCCUGGCCGGAGACAAGGAAGGCUACUCUGGUGUGGGCAUCCUGUCCAAAAUAGAGCCCCUUAACGUUUCCUACGGCAUUGGCGUGAACGAACACGACGCUGAAGGUCGGGUGAUCACGAUGGAGUUUGAAGAUUUCUUCUUGAUUAAUGCUUACGUCCCCAAUGCUGGUCGGGGCCUUGUUAGGUUGGACUACAGAAUGAAAUGGGACAAAGAUUUCAGAAUGUAUCUUUGCAACCUGAAAAAGAAAAAGCAUGUCAUCUUGACAGGCGAUUUGAACGUGGCUCAUCAGGAGAUCGAUCUGGCCAAUCCCAAAACCAACAAACGUAAUGCUGGAUUCACCCAGGAGGAACGUGAUGGGUUGACAGCUCUGCUCGAGCAGGGUUUUGUCGAUACGUUCCGCAAACUCUACCCAAACCGUACAAAAGCAUACACAUUCUGGUCGUACAUGAUGAACGCUCGCGCGAAAAAUAUUGGCUGGCGCCUUGAUUACUUUAUUGUGUCGGAACAAUUCGUGAGCAAAGUCAUUGAUAAUGAGAUUAGGGAUAAAGUAAUGGGAAGUGAUCACUGUCCUAUUGUUCUACAUAUUAAGUAAUAUCAGAAAAUUUUACCCACAAGCAUGCACAACCGCGAGUUGGGCAUCACCUUUGAUCAUAGCGCAGCCACUAUUUAAAAGAACGAGGAAAUUCGUAAAAUCCUAGCUGUAUAUUGCCUCCAUAAAUUACUACAGGCACUAAUUGCGUAACUUCACUAGUACGCAAAAGACGCACUAAUAUAUGAAAAUAACUGUACAUAGGAAAUAUCUGUGGGUUACGAGUGUUCCAAUAUGUACUUAUGAACUCUUGUAAGAAUCAGAUCUUAAACAAUAAUAACAAUAUGUGUAAUAACAAUAAAGUGUUAUUAAUUUUGAACAUAAAUGAUUUCUUUAUGUUUAUGUUGGCCGCCUAUAGCCUGCCUUUAAGUUUUGUCGUACAAAGAGAAGACUGCGGAGGUAAACAGCGACAAACCGCAAAAAGCAAAAAAGCUGUCAUUGAGAUAGCUUCUUUAAUUAACUGAAGGUUAUUUCAUGGCUCGCCUCUUGCAUUGCUAAGAACAUGACUAAACCCAUAUGAACCAAUAAAAUAUGCGAAAACAUCGAGUAUUGAAAAAUCUAAAGCGUCAUUACGGCUUAAAUGAUCCUCCAUUUUUAGCAUCUCCAAUUUUAGGUAUAAAGAUGUUAAAAUAUAAGCUUGCCUCAUUCUCUAUUUCCAGUUUCUUUUCCUUUAUCCGAACCGGCCUUUAUUCAAGUAAGACUGGGAAUCGAUUCGACCAAUUAGAAGAUCCGUAGAGUUAGAGCAACUCUUGUAACCUCUCUAACAUAAAAAUAACUAAAUCACUUAAAAUCAAUUUCGGCAAACUUCAGGAGAUCCUGUUCUUGAAGUGGACAAAUUAAAAUAAAUUCUCUGAAUGAUCUGCGCAUUUGCAGUUGCUCACUCGACACGGGUGCUAAUUUUAUACACGUCCUCGUUUUCCUGUAAAGUUUGACGCUGUUUUUCAGGAUAUGUACCUCCAUAAUAGCCAAUCCAACAAAUUUCUAUUAUUUUGUCGACAGAACGUGUUACAAGAGGCGAGCUGCUAAAAUUUUGAGGAUUUUUUUGUACCUAAAAUGUGUUACGAUUUUAUGUCUGAUAGAAGUAUUCAAUAAAAAAAAAAUGAAUACGACCUUACGAAGUACUUUUUGCGCGGCCUUUCUCAAUAAAUACCCGCAUAUGGA